UUUCCCGUGAGGUAUAGGAAUAAGAAAGUUAGGUAUCCAUGACAGCCUUGUUAUUGUUGUCGUGAGGGAUGCUGUAGUUAAUGGCUAUAUUGAUUAUUUUACUGGCGCUGCCUGAAACAUAACCUAUAAUACCAUAAUACUUUUAGGCCGCGUUUUAUUUGAAGUAUUCCACUGCAUUGUAUAGUAACAGGCCACUUCGUGCACAACUGCGCGGUUUGGUUCUCCCUCUCAGUUAGCUAACGUUAGCGAAUCUAGUAGCUAGCUAAUGUUUGUUAACGUUAGCAAGUUGGCUGCAAUUAAGUUCCACAUCAAAGACAACGAAGCUAGCUAGCUAGGUAACUUGCUAGGGUGUACAGGUGUUAUUGAACCGCGGGCGGCUGAAAAUGACAAACCUCUGCCAAAAGAGCAAGUGGGGGCAUGAAUCAGAGGGAAGCACGGUGAGAGAGGACACUCGGGGGGGCAUGAGGCGAUAAAAACGGAUAAAAGGAUGAUUUCGCGAUACACCAGGCGGCCGGUAACGCACAGUCUUGAGAUUCGUGGCUUAUCCCGAAGCCACCUUGACCAUCACCCUCUCCCAGAAGAGGUAGAUGAUGACUUCCUCCCCCAGCACCUCCUCCAUGACCUUCAGGAAGCUGUCUCAACUUACAACAGCUCAGAGACGACGUCUGCAGCCUCUAACCGGUCAGACUCUCCAACGGUCACCACUGGAAACACAACGCGGGCCUGGUCUGGGAUCCACAGCUACACAGGGACAGGCAUCUCUACAGAGAGGAGCUCUGUCUUCUCCUGGGGCUAUGAUGAGUUUGACAAGGCGGCGUCGCGACAGGUGCAGCAAAUGUUUGAGGAGAUUGAUGAGGAGCUUUACGAGGGGCGGGGUGGGGCGCAUCUACUGGGGCUGCAAGAUGAGUGUCAUCAGUGGGCAUUCAGGUUCCCUCACUUACGGAUUCUGGGUAGUCAGCUGGUGUGUCCCAGUGACGAGGGCUUUCAGUGGUACGCAAUCUCAGGGAAGGGGACCGGGACACCCGCCAGCACCACUGCAGCUGGACAGAAGGACAGCAGUAGUAGCAAACCCCAGGAUAAGGACAAGCCCUGCCCCAGCACAGAUCUGUGUGUGCAGGGGAGAAGGGCUGUGCUGUCCAGGCCCUGUGUGGCAGUUGACCACCCCCCUGGUACUCCCAGUGGAUCCAGAGGUCAUGACAGGCCCAAGGUGAUCGAGGCUGAAGGCCUAAUGGAGGAGUACCUGGCCUUUGACAGCAGGGACCUGGAUGAUGAGUGGGAGCGGGGUUGGGUGGGGGCUGGUCGGCGGAGGUACUGCCUGCCUCCUGUGUCUCCCUAUCGCUGUCGCAGACAGGCGGCCCUGGACUUGCUCUUUGACGACGUGUGGCGAGAGCUGGUUGGCUGGAUGGAGGAGUUGGUCCGCAGGCAUUGGGAGGGCUAUGUCUCAGAUGAUGAGAAGACUGCAGUGAACUUCAGCCCAUCACAGUCUGAUGCUGAGAAUCCUUUCCUGCUUCUGUCCGCACUUCCCACCCUUCUCCCCAAGCUAGGCCAGAUCAGGGUGCCCCAGCUAACAGGCAGCCUGCAACCCCAGACCACAAAAUCAAGGGUCUCAAAGCACAAGUCCAGACGGAAAUCCAAAAAGCAGAAAAAGCCAUCCACUUCCAGUCGGGUACCAGUAGGGGCAGCGGUGACGCAUCACAACCUCAACGACCUCAUAGUGAUCCACGGCAUCCCCCUGCAGCAGAGGAACCUGGGCGUGAUGGAGAAAGCUAAGGACCAUGAGGAGAGGAUGGUGGUGACCCAUCGGCCAGGGUCCAGUGUGAUUCCGUCCAGCAAGCCCCGUCCUCGCCGGGUUCUAGAGCAGAGCUCCUCGUCCCUGUCCCGUCCGCCCCAUUCGGCGCUACGCCGUAACCCCCCCCCACGCACCCUUCUGCCCUUGGUUCCCUGCCUGACACAGUUCAGUGCCGCCGGCUCCAUGGAGGAGGUCAUCCGUGGGACACACCUACCCACAGCCAGUGACCGCCUGGCCUCGCCUCUGAUACCUCUGAGCAGGAACACACUCCUUCCCCCCAUCGGCACAGAAGAAGCUGAACCCAUGCACUCUGGACAGCACUUCAGACCUACUCAGCGGCAUAGAGGCUUGUCCAGUCGUGCCCAUAGUGCUGUUACAGAUGAAGCUGGUUGUUUGCUUCCUCGGGAUCGGCUUCAUCAAUUGGACGUAUUCUCCCGUCCCAACACCACCCACACCUACAGGUCAGACACCCCUUACCGCCGCUCCUUCACAGUACUGGACAACAUUGGACAGGGGCGUCCUGGCAGAGAAUCUUUGGGUACAGACUCUUUGGGCAUCGGAGUGAUGGGCAUCAGUCUGGGCAUCAGCAGUUCCUCCUUCCUGGACUCCUUCAUCCACCACCCUCUGGGCCACUCCCCCAUCAAGGAUGAGGAGGAGCCUGACACACAAGCCCCUCCCCCAGCUGUACUGGUGCCUGUGUCAGUCCCAGCACGCUCCUACACCAGGGGGGGCUUUACAUCCCGCAGUAGCAGACCUGGGUUAUAGUCCCUUCCACCGGUUGUCACUAGUUAACACAGCCACAAAGUCUUAAUUAUCAUUAAACCCCGCCCAUUUCUACAAUUUCUCGUCUUACAAUAUGAUUUUAAACCUUACCACACUGCUAACCGUAUGCCUAACUUUAAAGUGAAAAAAAAAAGCUAUACAUUUGUUGCCAAUUUUGACUGGCUGUGGAAUUUGCUUUGUGGCUGUGUUAUCAACAUCGGCCGCCUCCACGAACCACACACCUCAGCACGGCAGGAUGCAAGACCCUGCUGCCACUCCCAACGGGGCCUUCAACAACACUUUAUACUACAAAGAACAUUUCUACAUUGUACUGUUUGGUGAUUUUAUUUGAUGCUUUUUUUUGUUUUUCUAGAGCCCUAUUUUUGUAUGUUGGAACUCUGCUUACCUGGCUGCCAAAGACAGUAACCCGUCUCAUUAAACCUACCUAUCUGUAUGUAUGUUGGUAUGUAUAUUGUUUAUGUUCUCUGAUCUCUAUACUCUUAAAUUAUUCUAUGCAGGGAAUGAGUCGUUCUACGAAAAUGGUGGCUUUUUGACCAGCCAAUAAAAAGUUUACAAAUUAGUCAUAAUAGUUAAUGGUGUAACAAUGUUAAUGAAAAUAAAUGACAGCAUAUUAUUUUUUGUAUAUCACAUUAAAAUGCUUGUGUUGCCUUUGUCA
Oncorhynchus masou masou (cherry salmon) is the source of this 3227-nucleotide messenger RNA. RefSeq names its product protein FAM149B1-like. The transcript is spliced from 16 exons. The record is from RefSeq and is a predicted model, not a curated record. Bases 488 to 2554 code for a protein of 688 amino acids. Gene Ontology annotation, biological process: cilium assembly; protein localization to cilium. Lineage: Eukaryota; Metazoa; Chordata; Actinopteri; Salmoniformes; Salmonidae.